Trypanosoma conorhini is the source of this 2109-nucleotide messenger RNA. Its product is annotated as putative paraflagellar rod protein. The coding region runs from base 1 to 2109 and encodes 702 amino acids. The transcript has a single exon. The record is from RefSeq and is a predicted model, not a curated record. Gene Ontology annotation, cellular component: motile cilium. Gene Ontology annotation, molecular function: calmodulin binding. Lineage: Eukaryota; Euglenozoa; Kinetoplastea; Trypanosomatida; Trypanosomatidae.
AUGAGCAGCGGCAGCAACAACAACAACAACAACAGCAACAGCAACAACAACAAGGCAGGAAGCGGCGGCGGGGGGGCGGCGGCGGCGGCGGCGGCCAUGAUGGUGCCUUCCUCCUCGGCGGGGCCCGCCCGCUCACCGGAGCGGCUGGUGGCAGCGCAGAAGUGGCUGCUGCAGUGCGAUGCCGUGUUGAACACGUGCGCGGUGCCCAUCAGCGCGACGACCGCCGUUCAGACCCGUCGCCGCGUGGCGGGUGAGGGCGCCGCGCAAAUUUUGAAGCUCUUGGGGGAGCUUCGGGCGGCGCUCGGCGACUCCGCAGAGGCGGCCUCACCCGCCGCCGCGAAAUCCGUGGGUGGGGCGGAGAACAACAACAACAAUAACGGUGGCGGCGGCUAUCAGUUGGAGAAGGGUGCGGAUGCCCUAUUGGCGAGUGCGAUGGCGGAGGGGCGCGGCGACGUCUUUCGCGCGGAGUGCGGGUUGGAGGUGGGGGGCGAUGAACUGCGGCUCCCCGACGGCGAUGCGCUGUCCACGGCGACGCCGACGGUGCCGGCGACGGCGACGGCGGAGGUGGUAAGCCGUCGCCUGCAGCCCCUGCAGCGCGCCCUCGCGAGCACGAAGGAACUGCGACAGAUCCAGCAGUACUCCCAGCUCCUCGCUGCGGCGGGGAAGGGGGAUGCUUUGGCGGAGGCUGUGCCGACGCUCGUGAAGGGGCUGCAGGCCGCCUUAGAGGAGAGUCUACGCAUCCUUGAGCACGGCUACGCCACCUGCGCCCGCUCCACCGAUGACAUUACGGCCUGGGGGGAGUGGACGCAACCGCUGCUGCGGCUGCUUGGAAACACGCUGCGGGUGGCCCCGCUGGAGCGCGCGACGGAGGAGCCCCAGGAGCGCCUUCGCCGCGCCGCGUUUGACGUGAAGGAGAAGCAGCGGGAGCAGGAGGACGCCGUCACGGACGGGGACAUGGUGCGCUCCGAGCACCUGUACUUUGAGGCGACCGCGUUACUGGAGGGAAUGCGGCCGCUCUACGACAAACUGGAGCAGGUGAUUGAGGCGUACAAGAAGGAGGCGGCGGAGGGGCCGCUGCAGCAGCUGCGGACGCAGUCCACCGAACUCACCUCCAACCUCGCCCCGGCGAUGAUCGCGAGGGAGGAGCAUCUGAAGCGGCGCUGCACCGCCGACAUAGAGCGACUGGCGGACCGGCGGGAGGCGGUGCGGUCGGCCCGCAACGCGCAGCGGGCGAGCUUCAGUGUUCAGAUGGUCGAGUGGGAUAAGCUGUUUCAGCUGAACCGGCAGCAGCAGGACGCGUGUCUGCAGGCCAUUGAGGAGCUUGAGCAGCGCCUGCGCCAGCUCACGGAGGAGCGCACGUUUCUCGUUGAGGACCGCCUGGAGGCGAUGACGCAGGAGCGGCAGCGCGAGGAGGACGCGGUGGCGUUUAUGGCCUUUGCGGACAGGCAGGAGGACGUCCUGCGGAGGACGCUGCUGUACGUUGAGCAGAGCCUGCACUGCGCCCACGGCAUCAGUGAGGCGGUGCGGUCGGGCUACAGGCACCUCAACCGCCACCUGCAGGACGUGGUGCUGCAAGGCGCGGAGACGCGGCUGCUGGAGGUGCGCAAGGAGCGGCUGGAGCACUUCCGCAGCCUCUACCUCACCCUGGGCGAGCUGCAGUUCAAGAAGGAGCGGCACGUGGAGGAGCUAAACAAGCGGAUUGAGUACUACCACGUCCAGCAGGAGCUGGCGAUGGACACGUUUAACCCCAAGGCGAGGGAGUUCAGCAAGGCGAAGAAGGACCUGCUGGAGGUGAAGGAGAAGAUGGAGCAGCAGGUGCAGCUCAUCUCCCAAAAGGCGGCGCAGCAGCUGGAGGACUUCAAGCCGACGGAGAAGCUGCUGCUGGCGUCGGGGGUGCAGUUCCGUCACCCUGUGGAAGACCUCGCGGAGAUGAACGCGCUGCGGACGCAGAAGCUCCUCGAGUACCACUCACUCAUGUCAACCAUGAAGGCCGAGGGCGGCGACAGCUCCGGCGACAGCUCCGGCGACAGCAAGGAUGCGAAGGGCGGCGGGGCCUGCGCCAAGCCCGCCCACCGCCUCUCCACCGCGGAGGAGCAGGCGAGGAAGUAG